Messenger RNA from Chrysemys picta bellii (western painted turtle), 2567 nucleotides. RefSeq names its product cystathionine gamma-lyase (gene CTH). NCBI's taxonomy places the organism in Eukaryota, Metazoa, Chordata, Testudines, Emydidae. The record is from RefSeq and is a predicted model, not a curated record. Gene Ontology annotation, biological process: transsulfuration. Gene Ontology annotation, cellular component: cytoplasm. Gene Ontology annotation, molecular function: carbon-sulfur lyase activity; pyridoxal phosphate binding.
GCAGCAAUGCUACCCCGGGCAGCUUGGCACACACGGCAGCUCCCGCCGGUCUCCUCCCAAGAAGCCAGGGUCUCCCAGGGUCAGCAGCCGGGGCCCAAUGAGGGGCAGGCCCAGGCGGCGACGCCCGGGCUGGUCUCCUCCCCCAGACGGUUUGUGCAAUACAAGGCGGAGCUGCUGUUUUGCAGGCAGUCGCCGGCGCCUGGAACACGGUAUAUUACAGCGGCCGGCUGCAACCUAUAGCCUAAGCCUGCCUCGUUUCCUGUCCCGGCAGCUGCCAGCACCAGCCGCUUUCCUCGGUCCCCUACCGCCACAGCUCCCCAUGGAGAAGGCUGAGGACGGGUCCCAGGGCUUCCUGCCGCCCUUCGAGCACUUCGCCACUCAGGCCAUCCACGUGGGGCAGGAGCCGGAACAAUGGACCUCCAUGGCCGUCGUGCCCCCCAUCUCUCUCUCCACCACCUUCAAGCAGCAGGCGCCCGGCCAGCACUGUGGUUUCGAAUAUAGCCGUAGUGGAAAUCCGACUCGAAAUUGCCUGGAAAAGGCUGUAGCUGCACUGGAUGGAGCCAAGUACUGUUUAGCUUAUGCUUCAGGCUUAGCAGCUACUAUGAAUAUUGCACAUUUGUUAACGAUGGGAGACACUGUUAUCUGUAUGGAUGAUGUUUAUGGAGGUACAAACAGAUAUUUCAGGAAGGUAGCCUCCAAAAUGGGUUUGAAGAUUACUUUUGUUGACUGUAGCAAAUUGGAAUGCCUGGAGGCUGCAAUCACACCAGAUACAAAGCUUGUUUGGCUUGAAACUCCCACAAAUCCCACCCUGAAGGUCAUUGAUAUUCAAGGCUGUGCAGAUGUCAUCCAUAAACAUAAAGACAUUAUUUUAGUAGUGGACAACACCUUUAUGUCAGCAUAUUUCCAGCGUCCUUUGUCUCUUGGGGCAGAUAUUUGUAUGUAUUCAGCAACCAAAUACAUGAAUGGGCACAGUGACGUUGUAAUGGGAUUGGUUUCAGUAAAUUGUGAUGAUCUCUAUGAAAGGCUCAAAUUCUUACAAAAUGCCCUUGGAGCAGUUCCAUCUCCUUUUGACUGUUACCUUUGCAAUCGGGGUUUAAAGACACUGCAGAUCCGGAUGAAGCAGCAUUUCUACAAUGCACUGGCUGUUGCUCAGUACCUUGAAUCAAAUCCCCGGGUAGAAAAAGUCAUUUAUCCUGGACUGCCCUCGCAUCCUCAGCAUGAGCUAAUGAAGCGUCAGUCCACUGGCUGUCCUGGGAUGGUCACCUUUUACAUUAAAGGAAAUCUUGAACAUUCUGAAAUCUUUCUCAAGAAUUUAAAGCUUUUCGCGCUGGCUGAAAGUCUGGGAGGAUACGAAAGCCUAGCAGAACAUCCGGCCAUUAUGACUCAUGCCUCAGUUCCUGAAGAGGAGAGAGAGGUUCUUGGGAUCAAUGAUACUUUGAUUCGCCUGUCAAUUGGUUUGGAGGAUGCACAAGAUAUACUGGAAGAUCUGGAGCAAGCUUUGAAAGCAGCAGUCCCAGAGCAUAUGGUUCGCAACUAGGAAUCUUAAGACCUGAAAUUGGAAGCUGAUCACUACACAGCUAAGACACCCAGAGAAGAUUAAAUGAAAAGCCAAACCACUGAUAAGUUUCUUUGGAUUUGCCUUUAAAAGUGAAAGGCGAAAGGAGGGAAAAAAAAAACCACCACAAACCACACCCAAACGUAUAGUCAAAGUUUAGAUACCUAAGCAGUCUUUGUUUUUUUAGCUUUGCUCUCCAGUGACUCAACAUGGGUCAUAAAUAUGUGCACAAAACUUAGGCUUUCAGAUGUGUCAUCCUCUUGUUCCUCCUGCUCUUAUGACUUGAAACGUCACUCUCCUUUCUGACAGAAGCUUGUUGAUCUGAGAGCAGCUGUGAUGUACACGCAAGAGUAUUAUGUCCAGAUCUCAAAUAUUAAAAAUUGGGGGGGGGGUGUUAUGCUGUACAAUGGUGAGUGCAUGCUGCAGUUAUGUUGGCACAGGCUGUUUCUUUCAUCAUCCAUACUGUAGAAUUUAAAAAUAAAAUAUUUUAUGUCUAACAAAGUAUAUUUUGAAUGGUGUAGGAUCAAACUCAGACUCUUUGGAUGAGAAUAUCAAAUCUGGUUUGAUUUUGUGCAACACUGAACAUUUUAAAGUCAUACCUGAUACUGUACUGUAAUUUUCUGAAGAUGAUUUGACAGGUAAAAGCAGGAUUUAGUCUGAAAUUUUUAAUGGAAUGUGUUAUACUUGAGAACAAUUUCAGUCUUAACUCCUGUCUUACCAACAUAGAAUUUUUCUGUAUGCUUGAAUUUCUAAAAUGGAUAAUUUAAUGAAAGGGGAAAUUAAAUGGGGCAUUUGUCAGACAGACUACAAUGAUAAUUUUAAAAACAUUAAAAUUUUCACAAAGCAAAUGAAAUCUAGACUUAGUUUUUAAAAGAAAAACCUAAUAUUACACCACAUACUAGUUCUCUGGCUUUUUAAAAUCCUCUAUUUUUUAAUCUAACAUUAAGUUGUUUAGAAUGUUCUGUAUGAAUUGUAAGUGGUACAUAUUAGUGAAUAAAAUGAAUGGGACAAA